Molecule: messenger RNA, 794 nt
Organism: Moneuplotes crassus
Lineage: Eukaryota; Ciliophora; Spirotrichea; Euplotida; Euplotidae
Source: the annotation of a GenBank genome assembly
CUUCUCACUAUGGAACCCCGAAUCCAAAACGAGCUUGACCGAAUAGCCCAAAUCCAAAAGGCAAGGUACCUCACCCGCACAGAACUAAUUAGUAAAAUAAAUUACCCGGAUAAUUCACCCAACCUGGUGGUUAUAAGAACGAAUGCAGAUGGCACUGGGUUCCCAAAUCUUCGUGAAGCGUAUGAACCGAAGUAUCUCUCUGGGUUGAUUGGUGGAGAAGAGUUUUAUCAAGUCUUAGAAGAAGUAUCCGAACUGAUGAACAGUAUUUACUCUAAAUAAAAGGAAAAUGGAUAGGCAAGAGACUCCCUUAUGGUACAAACUUGUUUUAUUGCUUGCAAUAUUUAUAGCAGUACCCAUGAUGUUCAUGGCAUAUUAUGCCCUAGAGAAUGAAUUCUGGUUUAUGGUCUUGACAUGGUCUUUGUUGGGGACCUCCUUUAUCUUGGUAUGUGGCAUCAGUUUAAUCAACUUUUGGAAUACUGACAACCUAGCGUUUGAAGAUCCAGGGACCUUCCUUGAUAGGAUGAUCCAAGAAAAGGUCGAAGAUUACCUUGAAAAGAUCAACGAUACUGAAAUGUAUAGAGACAAUGGCCUUGAGUGGUAUCUUGUCCCUGGUCAUUAUUGGCUCGAACUCAGAAUUAGUAAAGCAAUUAACAACUAUGUCAGAGAUUCUAUUAACAUCCAGCAGAGUCUUGACUCAGAAUGCUCUCUAGAUCAAAGGGAGGAGAACAAAACAGAGGUCAAAAAUAGGACGAAAAGAUAGCUUAAUCCACAGUCUUAUACCAACUAUCCCUAAU